Molecule: messenger RNA, 3895 nt
Organism: Neoarius graeffei (lesser salmon catfish)
Lineage: Eukaryota; Metazoa; Chordata; Actinopteri; Siluriformes; Ariidae
Product: FYVE, RhoGEF and PH domain-containing protein 6-like
Exons: 21
Coding region: 343-3570 (1075 amino acids)
Cellular component (GO): cytoplasm
Molecular function (GO): guanyl-nucleotide exchange factor activity; metal ion binding
Source: RefSeq, a predicted model, not a curated record
UGUGAUUCAGUGUCAAAUCUUGCCAUCGAAACCUAGCCUCUUAUUGUUGAAGCUGGUCUGGAAUGGAACGACUGGAUUAAUGUUUGAAUAUUUAUAGGAUCAAAAGUGGAAGUAAGCCGGGUAGCUCUAUCACUGGAUUUGGGAUUCGACCUGCUCUGCUCUGGGUGAGAGUCACCUCUCACCACAUCAUGAUCUCUGAACACUGCGGGCUUGGACUGAUUUAUUCUACUGGAUUCAAAUGAAGCACUGAUGUCGGCCAGGUCUCUCCUUUAGCUCGGUUAAAGUGUGCGAGAAGCAAAGUGAGUGCAGUAAUGAGAAGUCGGAAGAGAAGGUAGCGGAGCCAUGGAGAGGCGCACAGGGCCUGUCCCAGGUGAAAAACCACCUUUAGCCCCUAAACCAAAGUUUAUUCCACCACCAAAAACAGUUUCCCAACCACUUAACCUGGACCAUUCCCAACCACCAAUAAACACUGUGCAAUCUGCACGUGUGUCACAGCGAUGUCUUUCUAAACCCCUUACACCAGAAUGGAAACCUGUUGCUGUUUUCACCAGUGAGUAUCAGUCACAUUUUCAGCAACAGUUGGACAAUGUUCAGGGUUUACUGCAUUCCCAACUUAAGUCCAAGUCUGAGAUUAAUUCAGGUCAACCUUCAGCCACCACUCCUUACAAAGUACGUGAGUUUUCAGGUGACCAACUAAUGCCACUGCGAGUAAUCUAUGGCCAGAGCUACGGGACUGUAAAAAACAAUCUGAAUCUUGCAAAUGGUUCUGGAGGUUCCGAAAGAAAUUCAACCGACAUACCUCGUGCUGCUCAAAUUUUUUCACCAACUGGAUUGCAACCCAAAUCUGCAGAGUCUAAACGAGUCCUAUUAAACAGCACACAGCGUAGACACUCUGCUGAUGAACAAAAUGGCCAUUCAACCUCCAUUCCAUUUCCUGUUCAAAAGGCCUCGCCAAUCCUUGGGCAGAAUAAACCAAAAAGCAGCCAUGUUGAACAACCAGAGAAGCCUGACCUCACCUCACAGGAGUCAGGAGGAUUUGUUAAGCCACAAUAUAAACCUUUAACAGUGAAAGAGAGUACACUUGGUGUAGUUUACAAAGAAGGAAGAACUGUUUCUCCCAGAAAACAUACUAGAAGUGAGAGGAAAUCCAGUAGUAAACCAGAAACCCAAAAUGAUGAUGUGGAACUGCUGGGGAAUUAUCCACGCUGGAAAGUCCAUUCAUCAGAACAAAAAACAGGCCAGGAUGUGCCUAAUAACAGAACUGAAAGCACAUCAGGAAAAAAAUCUGCCAUUACUUUGAAGCAUAAAGUGAAGUCUUUGACCCAGGCAGACCUGAAUCAGUCAGAUGGCCAGAGGAAGUCAUCCUUCAAAAAGUUAAUGGACUUUGAAUUCUCAGUGAAAAAACUGCCUAAGCUCUUCUCCAAAGGAGGACAAGGUCCAGAGACAACUGCAGGCAAAGAUGAGCAAUCAGUGGACGAGAGCAGGCAGGCAAGCGGGGACCAAAUUCAAAUACCACAAUACAGAACACACCAUGUCAAUGUCCAGCAAGAUGAACGUACCGCUGAGCAUAGUGUUGAUGGAAACAGUGUUGAAAAUGAGCAUCUAUUUGAAGAUGUACUAGAAAAUAUAAAUAUUUAUGUUCCAAAAAGCCCAAGGAUACAAACACAACAAAACCCCACAAUUUGGCAAAGACACUUAACCACCAAAGAGGAAAGAAUGAAUGGAAAAACACAAGUUCUUGGAGAACUCAACACCACAGUGAGUCAGGACCAUAAUGAGAGACAUGCUUAUGAAGAGAUCAUCUUCUCUGAGGAUGCAUGCUCGGAGAGGGAAUUUGAAAGCAGCUCAGACGAAGAAGACGACGACGAAGAGGUAACAACCAGUUCAAGCAAAUGGAAGCAUCAGGACUCCAAGAGGACCAAGUUGUCUCACAUUGCUAAAGAGAUCGUGAGUUCGGAAAAAGUGUUUGUGGAUGUGUUGAAGCUCCUCCAUAUUAAUUUUCGGGAUGCAGUGAUAAAGGCCUCCUUGCAGGCUGGAAAGCCUGUGAUUGAUGAGAGGAACCUCAAUCAGAUCCUGUUUUCACUGCCACAGCUCUAUGAGCUCAACCGGGACUUACUGAGGGAGCUGGAGGACCGCGUAGCACACUGGAAUGAGCACUCUGGCAUAGCUGAUAUCUUUUUAAAGAGAGGGCCAUACCUGAAAAUGUACUCCAGCUACAUCUGCGAGUUUGACAAGAAUGUGGUUCUACUGGAGGAGCAGUGUAGGAAGAGCCCGGCUUUUGCAAAGGCCGUUCAGGAAUUCGAGAGCAGUCCAUGCUGUGCCAAUCUCGCCCUGAAACACUACAUGCUGAAGCCCAUUCAGAGACUUCCCCAGUAUCAGCUCCUCCUCACAGAAUAUUUUGAGAAUCUUGAUGAAGAUGCUCCAGAUUACAAAGAUGCACAAGUUGCACUCAGUAUAGUAAAGGAAGUGGCAAACCAUGCCAAUGAAACCAUGAAGCAAGGGGAUAACUUCCAGAAACUGAUGCAAGUCCAAUGCAGCCUGAUUGGAUACCAUGAGAUUGUGAAGCCGGGCAGGAUCUUAUUGAAAGAGGGUAUCUUGCUGAAACUGUCUAGAAAAGUUAUGCAGCCUCGAAUGUUCUUCUUAUUCAAUGACGCUCUCAUGUAUGCUACAACCCUCCAGUCAGGCCAGUACAAGCUGAACAAUGAGCUCUCUUUGUCUGAAAUGAAGGUCAGUAAGCCAAGUCAAGAAGGAUAUCAGAAUGAGCUGAACAUCGAAAGUGUUGAACGCUCUUUUAUUCUGUCUGCCAGUUCCCCUGCAAGUCGAGACGAGUGGCUUGAGGCAAUCUCCAAUGCUAUUGAAGAUUACACCAAGAAAAUGACCACAUUUCUCCCCUCAAGCAAAGGUCCUGAAGAGGGGGAUAGAGAUAGUUGGGACAGUGUAACCCAACUUGGAACCAAGGCCCCUAUAUGGAUCCCGGACUUGCGGACCACCAUGUGUAUGAUCUGCACCUGCGAGUUCACACUGACCUGGAGGAGGCAUCACUGCAGAGCCUGUGGAAGGGUGGUAUGUCAGGCCUGCUCAGUUAAUAAACAUCCUCUGGAGUAUCUGAAGAAUCGACCUGCACGUGUGUGUGAUCAAUGCUUUGAGAUCCUGCAGCAUAACAGCUCAGGUAACCAGGCACCAGGCAGUGCUCUUUUUUCUCCCACUUCCAAAUCGUUUCACUUUAGAAAACAGAAGAAGAUCCCAGCUGCCCUGAAAGAGGUUUCGGCAAACACAGAUGGCUCAUCCAUGAGCGGUUAUCUGGACAGAAUGAAGGCCAAUAAGAGACAAUGGAAGAGGCUCUGGUUUGUCAUCAAGGAUAAAGUGCUGUACACUUACGCUGCCAGUGAGGACGUAGCAGCUUUAGAAAGCCUGCCUCUCCUCGGCUUCUCUCUCACGGAAGAUGAUCCCGAAUCAUCUCAGCAGUUUCAGCUUUACCACAAAGACAAGAUCUUCUACAUCUUUAAAACUGAUGACCCCCAUAUCUACAACAGAUGGGUCAAAGCUUUCCAUGAAGCCGUGGUUCUGUAGCCUGUGGAUUCACUACUGCUAACGUUAACACAGGUUCCUGUGGCAAAUCGCAGACAUCGCACAAAAUGUGUGCAAUACAAGUCCAGUGUGUCUUAAAAUAAACUUGUGAAUUAUGUUUUUUGGUUUUUUUAAUUCUAUUUUAUUCUGUCAUGUAAUACCAUACUGUCUUAGGCUAUAGUAGCAGAAGGAAUGUUUGGUUUUACUGUGACUAUUUUUCAAUGCAAACUUCUUCUCGUUGUUUUAAGUCUACUGACAUGUAUAUAUUUUAAUAUAAGGGUUUCGUUGUAGUUCAAAAAAACCUUUAUUUUGCUUGUAUUUAUAACUC